Messenger RNA from Cyphellophora europaea CBS 101466, 1029 nucleotides. RefSeq names its product cytosolic Fe-S cluster assembly factor nbp35. Gene Ontology annotation, cellular component: cytosol. Gene Ontology annotation, biological process: iron-sulfur cluster assembly. The transcript has 2 exons. Gene Ontology annotation, molecular function: 4 iron, 4 sulfur cluster binding; ATP-dependent FeS chaperone activity; ATP binding. The record is from RefSeq and is a predicted model, not a curated record. Bases 1 to 1029 code for a protein of 342 amino acids. NCBI's taxonomy places the organism in Eukaryota, Fungi, Ascomycota, Eurotiomycetes, Chaetothyriales, Cyphellophoraceae.
AUGGCACCGUCGCUUGAGGAGCCUGUGGCCGAGGCCCUCGAGGAUCAUCUCCGGUCAAAGCCAGAGCUUGUUGCACCAGAGCCCGAACACUGUCCCGGCCCUGAAUCGGAACAAGCAGGUCAAGGCGAUGCUUGCAAAGGCUGCCCUAACCAGGCGAUUUGCGCUUCCGCGCCCAAAGGCCCUGACCCAGACAUACCCAUCAUUACCGAACGUCUCGCUGGAGUACGGCAUAAGAUCCUGGUGCUGUCAGGCAAAGGCGGCGUCGGGAAAUCUACAUUCUCAACGCUAUUAUCUCACGCGUUCGCAGCCAACCCAGAGUCGACUGUGGGACUGAUGGAUACCGAUAUCUGUGGCCCCUCCAUACCCAAGAUGAUGGGGGUGGAAAGUGAAACGAUACACGUCAGCAAUGCUGGCUGGAGCCCUGUAUGGGUGACAGACAAUCUCGGUGUCAUGAGCGUCCAGUUUAUGCUGCCCAACCGAGACGAUGCGGUUAUUUGGCGCGGUCCUAAGAAAAAUGGUCUGAUUAAACAGUUUCUAAAAGAUGUUGAAUGGGGCGAGCUCGAUUACUUGGUCGUCGACACCCCGCCUGGCACGUCCGACGAGCACUUGUCCGUCAAUUCCUUCCUCAAGGAGUCCGGCGUCGAUGGCGCAGUCGUUGUCACGACCCCGCAGGAGGUGUCGUUAUUGGAUGUUCGGAAAGAGAUCGACUUUUGUCGUAAGGCUGGCAUUCGCGUCCUCGGCCUAGUUGAAAACAUGUCGGGCUUCGUCUGUCCGAAAUGCACUCACCAGUCUCAAAUUUUCAAAGCGACCACAGGCGGAGGUGCGCAAUUAUGCAAAGACAUGGGCAUACCGUUCCUCGGGGCUGUGCCUCUUGACCCACGCAUUGGCAUGGCGUGCGACUUUGGAGAGAGCUUCAUGGAUAGCUUUCCCGACAGCCCAGCGUGCAAGGCACUGCGUCAAGUUGUACGGCAGGUUGGUGAACUGGUUGGCGAAGAUCCAAAUGCAGUUCUCCCGGAUGGUCCCAUAUGA